UUCUUUAAUUCUUGCUAAAAAUUCGUUCAAACAACCACAAAAUUGCAUUAAUUAUUCUGUGUUUUAUUUUGAAAUUAAAUGCAAAAUUGAAGGAAAAUUUAAUGAUAAGGGAAUGUAUAUUGGCCUUAAAAAUUGUGCUAAUAAUAAAUAUGUUAGAUUUAGUGCAAAUAUUGCUUCAAUUAUGAAUGAAAUAGAUGAAUGUUUUUAUCUUUCAAAAUUUAUUUGGAAUGAUAACGAUGUUUUUGGUUGCGGAUUAGUUUAUCCACCUCAAAAUUUUCCUUACAUUUUAUUCACUCAGAACGGAAAACAAAUUGGUCAAAAUUAA
Meloidogyne enterolobii is the source of this 325-nucleotide messenger RNA. The record is from the annotation of a GenBank genome assembly. Lineage: Eukaryota; Metazoa; Nematoda; Chromadorea; Rhabditida; Meloidogynidae.